UCUGAUUCUACAUCCGUGUGCAUAUGGUGCUUGGUAGAGGUGUCAGCCGCAAUAGAAAUACACAUCUACUGAUAAAACGCGUUUUUGUCGUAGUAAAUUAGGGAUUACAUUACGAAAUCAGUUAGAAGAGUGACAUUCUUUAUUUCAACGAGCUACUCGUGUUUAGAGUAUUUCAAACUGGACCGUUUGCCGCUAGAAGAAGUAACAUAAAGGGGCAGGUGCGAUUAAUUGCUAGCUCCUGUCCUGUGCAACAUUUUAGCUAAUCUGACGUUACAGGCUGGUGAGAAAUACUGAGGCUGCCAGGCGAAGAGCCAAUUUGGACGAACACUAGCGAUGCAAUAAUUAUUUAGGACAUUUUUAUAGCUAGAUGUGUCUUUCCUAACACUUUCAUUUUUUGAUAUCUGUGUUCAUUUAAUCGACUGUCAGAUAACGUUAGCUUGUUAGCAAGCUAGAUAGUUAAACAACAACAAUGUCGGAUAACCAGAGCUGGAAUUCUUCGGGUUCCGAUGACGAUGUGGAGACCUCGGAAUCGGGAGUCGGGCAGCCAGUUGUUGGCAUCGCCGAGUUCGGUGGAAUCCUCAGCAAGUGGACUAACUACAUCCACGGCUGGCAGGAUCGCUGGGUGGUUCUGAAGAACAACACUCUGAGCUACUACAAGUCUCAGGACGAGAGAGAGUUUGGCUGCAGAGGGUCACUGUGUCUCAGCAAGGCUGUCAUCACUCCCCAUGAGUUUGAUGAGUGCAGGCUGGACAUCAGUGUUAACGACAGUGUGUGGUACCUGAGGGCCAUAGACCCAGAACACAGACACCAAUGGAUCAACUCCAUCGAACUACACAGGAGUCUAAGAGAGGGGAGGAUAGACAGUGGAGUCAUCCAGAGGACAUCACUAGUCUCUCCAGCAGCAGUGUGUUUAAUGGCUGAGUCUGGGUAUGGGUCAGAGUCCAGUCUGAGGAGACAUGGCUCCAUGCUGUCUCUCACGUCUGCUACGAGCGGCUACUCCGCCACAUCCACAUCCUCCUUCAAGGGUCACAGCCUGAGAGAGAAGCUGGCGGAGAUGGAGACAUUCAGAGACAUCCUGUGCAGACAGGUGGACACGCUGCAGAAAUACUUUGACGGCUGCUCCGACGCUGUCUCCAAGGACGAGCUGCAGAGAGACAAAAUUGUGGAGGAUGAUGAGGAGGAUUUCCCCAACACUCGGUCAGACGGAGAGUUCAUCCACAACAACAACGGCAGCAAAGAGAAGCUGUUCCGAUCGCUGAGCCCUAAAGGCAUCAAUGGGAUAGACUUUAAGGGCGAGGCUAUCACGUUUAAGGCCACCACAGCUGGGAUCCUGUCCACCCUGUCCCACUGCAUCGACCUGAUGGUGAAGAGAGAGGACAGCUGGCAGAAGAGACUAGACAAGGAGACGGAGAAGAGGAGGAGGAUAGAGGAGGGCUACCAUUCUGCUCUCUCUGAGCUCAAGAAGAAGUCUCACUUCGGAGGCCCUGAUUACGAGGAGGGGCCUAACAGCCUGAUCAAUGAGGAUGAGUUUUUCGAUGCCGUUGAAGCAGCUCUUGACAGACAAGACAAGAUGGAGGAACAGUCUCACACCGAGAAAUCGAGGAUACAGAGGUCCAGUCCAGUUCCCCCAGGAGAUGUCUACUCCACCAUAGGAUCACACAGAUUCGCUGACAAGGUGGAGGAAAUGGUGCAGAAUCACAUGACCUACUCGCUGCAGGAUAUGGGCGGAGACGCCAACUGGCAGCUGGUGGUGGAGGAGGGAGAGAUGAAGGUGUACAGGAGGGAGGUUGAGGAGAAUGGCAUUGUCCUGGACCCCCUGAAGGCCACCCAUUCUGUGAAGGGAGUCACGGGACAUGAGUUGUGUCACUACUUCUGGGACACGAACGUACGCAACGACUGGGAGACUACCAUUGAGAACUUCAACGUUGUGGAGAUGUUAUCAGACAACGCUGUAAUCGUCUACCAGACACACAAGAGGGUGUGGCCAGCAUCCCAGAGAGAUGUGCUGUACUUGUCUGCUAUGAGGAAGAUCCUGGCUAACAACGAGAAUGACCCAGACACCUGGCUGGUCUGCAACUUCUCUGUGGACCACGACAAUGCCCAGACCACCAACAGGUGUGUUCGCGCCAAAAUCAACAUUGCCAUGAUAUGCCAGACCCUGGUGAGCCCACCAGAGGGCGACAGAGAGAUCAGCAGAGACAACCUUACCUGUAAAAUCACCUAUGUGGCCAAUGUGAACCCGGGAGGCUGGGCUCCUGCCUCAGUUCUGAGGGCUGUGGCCAAGAGGGAGUACCCCAAGUUCCUCAAGCGCUUCACCGGCUACGUCCAGGACAAGACAGCCGGGAAACCUAUCCUCUUCUGAGUCUCACAGGACUCACAGCACCCCUGUCCACACAACUGACUGUUCCGAACAUUGCAACCCAACUCUAGCUAGCACUCAUGCUAAGUGCUAGGGUACAGCUAGGCCUUUUUUAGACUAGCUUCCAUGCGAGCUCUCUUGCUAGGUCUUCAGCUAGCUUAAAUGUAAGCCCUCAUGCUAGCGUCAAUGCUAGUUUCCCAUUCAAUACCUCAUGCUAGUUUUUUAUACAAGCUCGCUCCUCAUGCUAGCUCUUAUGCUAGUUUCCUUUGCUAGCUCUCAUGCUAGUUUCCUAUGCUAGCACUCAUGCUAGUUUCCUAUGCCAGCUCUUAUGCUAGGUCCUUUGCUAUUUCUCUUGCUAGUUUUUAUGCUAGCUCCCAUGCUAGUUUCAUUAGCUAAUGCAGAAAGACCUAUAAGAAUAGCCAAAAUGUAAAUUGUGUUCCCUUUUCUGGCAGAGAUAUAUUAAUUUAAUAUACUGUAUACAUGUAAGUAUGUGUUAUAAGACAUUUAUAAGAAAGCAAUUUUCAAGACUGGAAGACAAAACAUUACUCUAUUUUAGUCCUGCUUUUUGUAGUCGUCCUUUUUUAAGAAAUUGAGUUUGUUCCUAUUUCGUGUUGAUUUAGCUUUUUAUAAUAAUCAGUGAUGUUACAGCUUAUUCUCAUGCUGCUAAUUUUCUUAGUACGACAAAUUGGAUUGCCUUUUUUCCAGAAUGAUUGUCUUGUUUGAAAGAAACAAAACAAUGACAACAUUCCAGAGGGCUGUCAUUGAACUAUGAUCUCUAGGACAUAAGACUUUAUUCUUUGUUUUGUCUCUCUGGUGAAAACACCACUGUGCUGGUGCUGAUGGAGGGACAAGACUAAAAGUUAUUUUAUUUUCAAAUGUUGAAAAUGUAUUAAAUCUUCACAUUUCUUUAUUUUGGGGUUGUAGUUGGGUUUCAAUGUUGUUAUACUGUAGCAACACAAUUUCGAUUUGGGAUUUUAGAUAUCUGGAUUAUAACUGUAUAUAAUGUCGUCAAACAUUUCUGCUUCACAACCAGCUGUAAAAAAUGUUUGCAAAUGCUUUUUGUGACUCAAUUGACUCCAUAUGCCUUAGACUGGGGGAGAUAAUACAAUAGGUUUUGGGUAGGGGAGAGGGUGCUGAUAGACAGUACACCAUAUGUAAUCACUAGAGACGUGCCAAGGGCCUAGUUCCAAUGCCUGAUUGUUGUCCCUUUCUUUCCUGCCUUCGUUGAAGUAAAUCACAACCCUGAUAUGACUGAGUGGAAACCUGAAACGUGACCCUUAUCCAAUCAGGAUGAUGUCAGGGCAGUCGUUAGUAGGAAGGGAGGAAGUAAGGAGGUCCUUUUAAGGCAUGGGUGUCAAACUCAUUCCAUGGAGGGCCUAGUGUCUGCGGGGUUUUGGUUUUUCCUUUCAAUUAAGACCUAGACAACCAGGUGAGGGGAGAUAUUUACUAAUUAGUGAAUUUAAUUCAGCAAUCAAGUACAAGGGAGGAGCGAAAACCCGCAGACACUCGGCCCUCCGUUUAGACAGUUUCUACAUUUUACAGCAGACGGAAGCUUUGUCGCCUGCUGGGUACUUCAGUGAAAACAAUGAUGGUCUCCACAUAGUGAAGACCUAAGUCUUUCAUUUCAGAUAGUCUACCUAUUUAUAUGAAAGUAAGGGGUUUGGGGGUUAAUACGAUGUCUAAUUCAUUUCAUAACCCUUUUAAUUCAAACAUUGUGAUAUUGUAAUCAGCAGAAACUGAUUUUCACCGAAAGGCCAGCUCAUUGGAGGAGCUAUAUGCCAAUCAACUUUUCUGUCCAAUGGAGAGAUUGGUUCAAAUCCUUAGAGGAUGAUGGUGUGAACUGUAUGCUGGCUUUCAUUCCAAGUGAUCCUUGAUUUGGUCAAGUGAUUAUAGCUUUGUAUGUUCACCCCUUUGCGAAGAAGUCCAAUAAAUUAUUUCUACAUUGAUAGCACAAGUAAUGUAUAAAGCCAAGUGGAGAAAUACCUGGUUAGAAAGACAUUUCAAAGGCUGGUUUCCCAGACUCAGAUUGAGCCCACUUCUGGACUAAAAAAGCAUGUUCUACAUACAUUUUCCUGGAAUCAGCAUAAUGUGGGUCUGGCAAACUGUCCCAAUAAGUUGUCCCUCUCCUACGAAUUACAUUUGUACUGAAUGUAAAAUUUGUGGGAAAUCGUGUAAAUAAAAAUGGUCACACUAAAGCUGUUGCGAUUGACUUAAAAACUGAA
Molecule: messenger RNA, 4581 nt
Organism: Coregonus clupeaformis (lake whitefish)
Lineage: Eukaryota; Metazoa; Chordata; Actinopteri; Salmoniformes; Salmonidae
Product: ceramide transfer protein
Exons: 16
Coding region: 470-2362 (630 amino acids)
Biological process (GO): ER to Golgi ceramide transport
Cellular component (GO): Golgi apparatus
Molecular function (GO): phosphatidylinositol-4-phosphate binding
Source: RefSeq, a predicted model, not a curated record